AUGGCUGCACAUCCAAAUCCCCUGGCUCCUUUCGUCAAAUUGGGUCCUUCUGUCUAUAUGCAGGACCCAGCAGAUACGGGGGACAAAGUCAAUCAGCCGUUGGUCUUCAUCGCUUUUUGGAUGAACGCACCACCUCGCGCCCUCGCCAAGUACGCAGUCAAGUACAGGCGCCUGGUGCCUACCGCUCGCAUCGUUUUUGUGCGUAGCUCCUCGAAUGAUUUCUUUUUUCAAGCCACCGAAAAUGCGCAGCGAGUGCAGAUAACCCCUGCCGUGGAAGCAAUCCGCUCUAUCGUGGCCCCUGAGAACCCCGUUUUCAUGCAUCUCUUCUCCAAUGGUGGCCUGUCAAAAACCGCCAACCUGCUCAAGGCAUACAAAGCUGCAACAGGGCAACCCCUCCUUUUCUCAGCAAUGGUAGUGGAUAGUGCACCGGGAACCGCCAAACUCAGCUCCGCGGUUCGAGCCUUCUCUUUUGCACUUCCUCAGAUGUGGAUUCUGCGAUUAUUCGGCAAAGGUCUCCUGUGGAUUUUCCUUGUCACAAUGAAAUUGAUCCAGACCAUCACGAGAUCCCCAGAUGUCAUCAGCUGUGCACGAAAGACGGUUAAUGAUCCCUCGCUUGUGCAGGCUGUCAACAACAAGGGCGUCCCUGUUCGCUGCUAUAUAUACUCCGAGGCCGAUGAUUUGGUUGAUUACCGCGAUGUUGAAAUGCAUGCAUCUGAAUCGGAAGCUGCCGGCUGGCUCGUGCAAUGUGAACGAUUCCAAGGUUCGCCUCAUGUUGGACAUAUGCGAGCAGCGCCGGAUCGAUACUGGGGCAUUGUUAAGGAACACCUGGAGCUCUCUUCACCCACAAUAUGA
Messenger RNA from Penicillium waksmanii, 852 nucleotides. Its product is annotated as TMEM53 family protein. Lineage: Eukaryota; Fungi; Ascomycota; Eurotiomycetes; Eurotiales; Aspergillaceae. The transcript has a single exon. Bases 1 to 852 code for a protein of 283 amino acids. The record is from RefSeq and is a predicted model, not a curated record.